Messenger RNA from Menidia menidia (Atlantic silverside), 1983 nucleotides. The record is from the annotation of a GenBank genome assembly. NCBI's taxonomy places the organism in Eukaryota, Metazoa, Chordata, Actinopteri, Atheriniformes, Atherinopsidae.
AUGAGUGUGCUUAUCCCCGAUUCGUGCAAACCCGGUUCUCCUCUGCUCUCCCCCCCCGCGCAGGAGCAGAGCCCGAGUAACGCCACGUCCCUCGCCAUGAUGCAGGAGCCCCAGGAGGUGGUGGAGGAGACGGUCACCAUAGAGGAGGACCCCGGCACCCCCACCUCCCACGUGUCGGUGGUCACGUCUGACGACGGAACCACGCGGCGCACAGAAACCAAGGAUAUGUCAACUAAUGUGAAGGUCACUAAGAUGGUGAAGACGGUCACCACCCGUACGGUGCGCCAGGUACCCCUGGGCCCCGACGGCCUGCCCCUGCCCGAGGGCUCGUCCCCGCUGGGCAGCUACACCGACUCCAUCGACCGCCGGUACCUGAAGAACGGAAGCGACCGCUUCAUCACGCCCCAGGCCACCUCCACCCUGACGCGCUCCUACAACAACUCCUACAACGACUCGUACGGCGAGGCGCCGGAGAGCCAGUACGCCCGCCACUACGGCCUGCACGACGGCUACGCCGACCUGGCCGACAGCUACGGCAGCCUGUCGCGCGGCGUCAACUUCCGCCCGCCGCGCUACCCCUACGCGCCCAACAGCUACCGGCCCGAGAACAGCUACACGCUGCCCAUCCGCAAGGACGACUACGGCCACGUGGCGCAGCCCCAGGUGCCCAUGGGCAGCAGCACGGCGGACCUGAACCGCUCGCAGCCCGAGCGCUUCCAGCCCGAGCCCUACGGCCUGGAGGACGACCGCCGCAGCCUGGGCCCCGAGGAGGAGGAGCCCUACGAGCUGGAGCCCGACUACUCCACCGCCAGCCGCCGCACGCUGCCGGGGGCCAGCCGGGGCCGAGCCCACCGGGAACCCGUUCGCGACGUGCCCCGUGUCAGAGGGUACCCAGAUGACCCCAUUGAGGCCGAGCUGAUCGAUGAGCGCCAUCCUUACAUCCACGGCAUGUACUCGGCCCCUCUGGCUCAGCCCGAGAGGGGCAGCAUGGCCAGCCUGGACCGAAUGGGGGGCAGGCGCUCGCCCUCCAUCGACAGCAUUCGCAAGGACCCGCGCUGGCGGGACCCCGAUCUCCCCGAGGUCAUCGCCAUGCUCGGCCACCCCAUCGACCCGGUCAAGUCUAACGCGGCCGCCUAUCUCCAGCACCUGUGCUACGAGAACGACAAGAUCAAGAAGGACGUGCGCCAGCUGAAGGGGAUUCCCGUCCUGGUGGGGCUUCUGGAUCACCCCAAAUCCGAGGUCCACCGCAAGGCGUGCGGCGCCCUGCGCAACAUCUCCUACGGCAAGGACAACGACAACAAGGUGGCCAUCAAGAACUGCGACGGCAUUCCGGGCCUCAUCCGGCUGCUGCGGAAGACCAACGACAUGGAAGUCCGGGAACUAAUCACAGGAACCCUGUGGAAUCUGUCAUCGUAUGAGCCCCUGAAGAUGGUGAUCAUCAACCACGGCCUGCAGACCAUGACCAACGAGGUCAUCAUCCCACACUCGGGCUGGGAGCACGAACCCAACGAAGACUCCAAGCCCCGCGAUGCCGAAUGGACCACCGUCUUCAAAAACACCUCGGGCUGCCUCAGAAACGUGAGCUCGGACGGGGCAGAGGCGCGGCGCAGACUGAGGGAAUGCGAGGGAUUGGUGGACGCCCUGCUGCACGCCCUGCAGUCAGCCGUAGGAAAGAAAGACAUGGACAACAAGUCUGUUGAGAACUGCGUUUGCAUCAUGAGGAACCUCUCCUACCACGUUCACAAAGAGGUCCCGGGAGCUGAAAGGUUCCAGGACCCGUCCACGCUGCAGGCUCCCGGAUCAGCGGGACCACAGAGAAAGAAGAAGGAUGACGCCGGGUGCUUCGGAGGCAAAAAGGCCAAAGAGGAAUGGUUUAAUCAAGGCCGAAAGAAUGGUGAGAACGAUAAAAACUACGACACAUUGGAUCUGCCCAAACGCACAGAACCAUCAAAAGGUAGGCAGGGCCGAGCACGGCUCUGUUAG